Molecule: messenger RNA, 3777 nt
Organism: Strongylocentrotus purpuratus (purple sea urchin)
Lineage: Eukaryota; Metazoa; Echinodermata; Echinoidea; Camarodonta; Strongylocentrotidae
Product: SCY1-like protein 2
Exons: 16
Coding region: 172-3204 (1010 amino acids)
Biological process (GO): protein phosphorylation
Molecular function (GO): ATP binding; protein kinase activity
Source: RefSeq, a predicted model, not a curated record
AAUGAUGAACCGAUUAAUUGCCUAUGACCCAAAGUCAGAAUAGUCUACGUCACGUCACAGCUGGCCAACAUCCCGUCUGUUCUGGUCUCAUAAAAACCAGCUGGCAGAUUUGGCCAGCCUCCAGCAGACACCCUAUUAUUACUAGGUGGAUGAAACAAGCUGAUUGACGCGAUGGAGAUGCUAAAUAAACUGAAGAGUACUGUUGGAGGGUUGAUUGGGAACCCUGUGAUGAGGGAGUAUGAGAUCAUCAGACAUGUAGGGAGCGGAGGACCGGGCUGUCUGUGGAAGAUAUAUCAUGCUGUCAAGAGGUCUACCAAGCAGGAAGCUGGUGUAUUUGUAUUUGAAAAGAAGCUCUUGGAAAGAUUUGCCAAGCGAGAUCGGGAUCCACUGUUAGAGAUCUUACGGAAGGGUUCCACCCAGCUGACAAGGCUACGCCAUCCCUGUGUGCUCACUGUUCAACAUCCACUGGAAGAAACAAGAGAAAGCCUUGCAUUUGCCACAGAGCCUGUCUUUGCAAGCCUAGCCAACAUAUUAGGAUGCCAUGACAACAUGCCUUCGCCCAUCCCUCCGUACAUUGGAGAACACGAGCUGUUUGAAGUCGAGAUUAAAUAUGGACUCCUACAGUUAACUGACGCCUUGAAGUUUCUACACAAUGAUGUCCACAUGGUCCAUGGUAAUAUCACCCCAGCAAGCAUCAUCCUCAACAGCAAUGGAGCUUGGAAGCUAGCAGGAUUCGACUUUGUCAUUCCAUCCUCAUCACCAGCUGAUCAACCGGCUAGUUUCCCCUUACGAGAGCUUAUGAACGACGUCUCGGCUGUUCUUCAGCCCAACCUGAACUACUUGGCCCCGGAAUACCUGCUAACACAAAGCUGUGAUACGUCCAGUGACUUGUUCAGUCUGGGAAUGCUAAUGUACUCCGUCAUUAACACCGGGAAACUCUUCCACGAUUGCAACGAGAAUCUGUCCACUUUUAAACAGAAAUCAGAACAGCUGCGUAGUCUGAGUAUAUCAUUAUUAUCCAGUCUCCCUGAUGGUUUGAAGGAAUACGUCAAGAUGUUACUAAGUACCACACCUACAAUCAGACCGGAUGCUGAUCAACUUGGCAAGAUCCCAUACUUUGAUGAUGUUGGUGCGAUGACACUGCAGUAUGUAGACUCGUUGUUUCAACAAGACAAUCAACAGAAAGCUCAAUUCUUCAAAGGUCUUCCUAAAGUCAUCUCCAAACUGCCCAAGAGAGUUGUACAGCAGAGGGUUCUACCGUGCUUGUGUAAGGAGUUCAUGAACCCGGACAUGGUGCCCUUCGUGCUCCCCAACGUCCUUCUCAUCGCAGAGCAGUGCACGGAUCAGGAGUAUGUCAAGCUUGUCUUACCAAGCCUCAAGAACGUCUUUAAGAUGCAAGAACCUGUUCAGAUUUUACUCAUCUUCAUGCAACGGAUGAACCUCCUCCUCACGAAGACACCGUCUGAAGACAUCAAGAAUCAUGUUCUACCCAUGGUUUACAGAGCUCUAGAGUCUUCCUCUGCUCAGAUACAGGAGCUGUGCCUAAACAUUCUGCCUUCGUUUGCCGGGAUGAUAGAGUACAACUCCAUCAAACAUUCCAUCGUCCCCAGACUGAAGAAAAUUUGUUUGGAAACCUCCCGCCUGUCAGUUCGUGUAGGAUGCCUGGUGAGUCUAGGAAAGAUGCUUGAGCACAUGGACAAAUGGUUUGUCCUUGAUGAAAUACUACCGCUCCUCAUGCAGAUACCUUCCAGAGAACCUGCUGUUCUUAUGGGCAUCUUAGGUAUUAUCAAGGUAUCAAUGAAUCAUAAGAAGCUGGGUAUCACCAAAGACAUUGCGGCCACCAAGGUUCUUCCUUUCCUCUUCCCUCUCUCCAUCGAUAAUAACCUCAAUCUGCAUCAGUUCAAUGCGUACAUGUCAGUGAUAAGUGGUCUCAUCAAACUGGUAGAGAAGGAACAGAGAGUCAAGCUGGAACAACUUAAUGCUUUGCAAGAAGAACAAAAGACAUCUGUUGAGUUUGCCCAGAAGCUGCAAGCCAGUGGUGGGAAUGAGGAUGUUCCAUUGUCAUCAAGAGGGGAGAGCAACAAUACUGGAGGGACUGGGGUGGACCAGAUGUUUGAGACGUUUGGAUUGGACGGCCAUACCAGUCAAAAUGGGAAGAAUUUGUCUGGUCAGAAGCAGUCCUCUUCCAGCUCCAAGGGCCAAGCAAGUAGCACAGGAUCCUCCACCAAGGCACCAGAGCCCGCCCCAGUGCGCCCCUCACAGGUGUCCCUGAGCCUGGAGGAGAAACAACGUCUUCAGAAGGAGCAGGAGUUUCAGCAGCGGUUGAAGACCCAGAAGGUGAUCCAGCCUGUAGAGACAAACAAGCAGCCCUCAAGGUCUGCUGUCAAAGACCUGUCAGGAUCACUCGCCAUGGAGUCUGGAAGUGGCAUCAAGGGCAGGAUUGCAGGAAUGGACAGUGUUUGUACGAGGACAGGUGGUGGUGGUGGUGGUGGUCUAAUGUCCAGUGGAAUCGGCAGCAUGAAUGGUUCACCGUAUCAUCCACCACCAAGUGCAACGUCUUCAGGGAGUAUCCUCGGAGCAGGAGGAAUGGGUGUUUUGAAUGCUUCCUUGCUCUCUCAGCCGGUCAAUAACAUGUCGCAGAUGCCUCCUCAAAUGAACAAAACGCAAGCGAAAAAGAACCUCGACAUGUCCACCUUUGAUUCUCUCCUAGCUCCGUCUCAGUCCCAGAAAUCUCACAGAACACUCAGUCAAAUGUCUUCAGCUAACACAGCACCUGCCACUAACCCUCACACAGGACAAAGCUCAUCGCAAGUGUUUGUCCAAAGACCACCAGGUAGCAUGGGCCAGGCCGCAUAUGGAGGUGCGGGUCAAGGGUCGCAGGGCAGCAUGGGUCAGGGGUCAUUUGGAGGUGCGGGUCAAGGGUCGCAGGGCGGCAUGGGUCAGGGGUCAUUUGGAAAUAUUGGUCAAGGACAGGGUGCAUUCGGACAGGCAGGCAUGAUGGGUAAUUAUAGUGGAGGAAGUCAGGGCUUAGGUCAAAUGUCGUGGCAGGCGUCGGCCAUGCAGAAGCAGCAACAGACUCCAGGGGCACAGCAUACAGGAGUAGGAAUGGGUACAGGCUUCGAUCCAUUUUCCAGCACAGCUGCAUCAAGCCAGCAGAAACAGAAGACAGUAGGAGGUGAUAACCUGCUGGAUUUUCUGGGGUGAAUCAUGUGGAAACGUCUUAAUAAUAAUAUUUCUUGCAGCACGUUUAGGAACACUUUUUCAGCUUGCUUCUAUGACACAUCCAGUGACAACAAUUUUUCAUGCAAGACUGACAUGAAAUCAUGCAGAGGUAAUGAAUGAAGCAAGAUCUACAUGCAUGUACAGGAAGUAUUGAGGAUUGAAUGUCCAAGUGCACUUGUUUAGGCAAACUUCAACAUUUGCUGUUAACAAAGCAUGUAGUGAAGGUUAAAAAUGAAGUAGGAUAUGUGCAAUAGACCCGUUUACUCACAUAUUCAAAUUGUAUGCAUACUUUCGAAACAAAGGUUGUUCUUGACUACAUGAAGCUUGCCUGGGGUUUACCCAAUAUAGCAACAAGUGAUGAAUGCAGACUAGAUUCCAAGUAGUGUACAGGGUAGUUCUUCAUCAAUAACAAUUUAAUUGAAUAACUCGUCUCUAGGUCCCCGGGAAUGAAACACCCAUCAAUUUGAAUAUUUAAAGGCCCACUGCACUACUUGUAGCUACUUGCGCCCUCUAUAUAACAAACAAUGCCUAAUCGGUGACCAUUGGUCCCCCAUG